AUGGCCGGCAAAAUACAAUCGAUCGCCAAGCGUCAGACCUACCGAAGGCUGGAAAGCAGCUCGAUCUUCGAAGAUGUGGAACUGGAACCAUAUCCAAGCCAUGGUCCCAUAACCCCGGCACCACCUCCCGAGAUCUCAAUUCCUGUGCAUAUUCUGCCUUCAGAACAGCUAAACCGGCCCUUGUUCAUCUACGAGUUUUCAGGCUGGCGAGGUGGUCUCGCACGGAGCAUCUGCGCGGUCGGAAUAGUGCUCCUGAUAAACCUCAUCUUCUUGAAUUGGGCUUGCUUCAAGUUCGGCCUGGCACAUAGCAAGGGUGUAUUCUACCGGGGAGAUUGCGAAACCGUCGACCGGCUAAUUAUGGUUGCUCAUCUGGUCAUCAACGUACUCGGAACGUUCCUGUUGGGUGCUAGUAACUAUGGCAUGCAAGUCUUGGCUGCGCCAACCCGAGACGAAGUUGAUGAGGCACACAAGAGGAACAGUUGGCUUGAUAUUGGGGCGCCAUCUGUAAGGAAUUUCAGAUACAUCGACAAAAGACGGGCCGCCCUCUGGUUGGUCAUGGGAUUCUCAUCUAUUCCCUUACAUUUAAUGUACAACUCUGCUGUUUUCGCUUCAUUUGCGGUAAAUGAAUACGAAGUUCUGAUUGUCACAGAAGACUUUGUCACUCUUCCCAACAACAGUAGCAUGUUGAACACGUCCGAUCCAUUAGAAAUCCAGCUCAAGGAAAAGGCUACUAACGGCAGUCUGCUACGAAGGCAUACUAUAGACUGUAUACAGGACUACGACACUAGGUUCCAGAGCAAGUAUCGAAACCUGCUUGCCGUAACCGAACAAAACGACACGGAGAAGGCAGUUCUAAAACGGACAGGGCUUCGGACGGUUUACACGGGCGGUCGCGACGACUGGUUAUGCUUCGAAGACGCCUGGAACAGAUGCGACACAAGCGAGGCCAAGAAAAAUGCUACCACGACAGGAUGGAUUCUCUUCAACUACAAAAUUUCCUACUGCUUGGCUGAGAAGGGAGCACCAGACAUGUGCAGUUUAAACUUCAGUAUGACCAUACUUAUUGUCGUCAUCACCGCAAAUGCUGCGAAGCUAAUGGCCAUGAUUGCAAUGUUGAAGAUUUUCGACACUCCCACUCUCGUUACGUUAGGGGAUGCGGUCGCGUCCUUUCUCGAGAGACCAUGUACAGUAGCGGGUGGCUUGGCUCUUUAUAGCGGAAGAUGCGUCAGCAAACGUUCUGUCCAACCGGAAUGGAAGUUUCGUCCACGAGCCUACUCCUCAACGCAAUAUCCGCGCCGGUGGUUUAAUGCACCAUCAAAAAGAAAAUGGGCGAUAUCAAUCAGCCUGGUACUCGGGGUACUAAUGGGCAUGAUAAUCGGCUUCACAGAAGGCCUAAAAACACUCGACAGAGAAGACGUGGGCAUACACUUCAAAGGGCUCUGGACGAUAGGCUUCGGCGCCAUCCUCCCCGAUUCGAUCGUGAAGCUGAACCUUGGAGAAAAGCCCAGCACCGUCCUCCUCAUCGUCAUCGCCAACUGUCCGCAACUUGCGCUCUCCCUCUGCUACGUCAUGAUCAACCAGCUGCUCUCCAACAUGUCCGCGUCCCGGGAAUGGGCCAACUUCGCCCACGUCCGCAAGGGGCUGCGCGUGACGCGUCCGCGUGGUCACCAGCGCAGCACUUAUUACCUGCAGCUGCCGUAUGUGCUCUCGAUCCCGCUUCUGGUCUUGAGUGUUAGCAUGCAUUACUUGGUAUCGCAGAGUCUGUUUCUCGUCAACAUCACCAUCUACGACGAGUUUGGUGACAAGUCGGACUACGGCCUGCACACGCUCGGCUUCUCGGCCAUUGCCAUCUUCUUCGUCAUUGUGGUGUCUGCGCUCGCUUUGCUCGUAGUAGUGUGUCUUGGCUUCAUCUCCAACAAGCCUGGCAUCCCGCCUGCAGGCUUCUGCAGUGCUGCCAUUGCCGCGGCGUGCCAUCCGCCCCCUGGAGAGGACAACGUGGACGCCGCGCUCAAGCCCGUGCAGUGGGGCGAUGUCAUGGCGGAUGAAGAGGUUUUGCUGGAUGACGGGACAAAGGGCCUGGUAGGGCAUUGCAGUUUCAGCGCGGGAGAGGUGAGGUUUCCAACGGAGCGGAAACUGUAUCGGUGA
Molecule: messenger RNA, 2145 nt
Organism: Aplosporella prunicola CBS 121167
Lineage: Eukaryota; Fungi; Ascomycota; Dothideomycetes; Botryosphaeriales; Aplosporellaceae
Exons: 4
Coding region: 1-2145 (714 amino acids)
Source: RefSeq, a predicted model, not a curated record